AGGGGCCGCCUCCCGCCUCCCGGGGCCUGGAGCGCGCGUGGCCCGGAGCCGGCGGCGCGGCGCGGGGACUCAGUGUGCAGCGCCCGCGCCCGGACUCGGCUGGCUGGCUCGGCGCGCGGGCGGAGGAUGCUGGCGGGCUUCCCCGGCCUCGGCCCGCGCUCCCGCCGGGGACGGCCCCAAGCGCGCCCCUAGCCGCUGCCACCGCCGCCGCCGCCGCCGCCCCGGCCCGGGCCCCCCGAUCCGCAGCCCCGGGGGCGGGCGCGCUCGGCCGGCGCCCCCGGAUUUUCCAACCCGUGCAGCCGCCUUCCUCCCGCGACCGGGCGCCCCUGGAUGCUGAGCGGCCGCCCUGCGCCUUUCCCGGCCGGAUCCCGGGCCUGAUCGCCGUGGGGAGAGUCGCGCUCCGGUAGUGGGUAACCCCCGGGUGGGCUGAGCCCUCCCGCCCCGGCCCACCGCACGCGUGAUCCGGACCCCCAGCCUGCGCGUGGACCGACCCGUAGCACGCGGCUCCAGAGUUGCCGCACAGAUGAUCAGUGCCACCUGUGUCCUGGAAACCCACUCUGCGUUCCUGCCCCAGGUGGCCACCCUUCAGCCGCAGCCAACAAGAGGCUGUCAGCCCUCCGCAGGUCUCAGAGAGCCCUGUUAGGUGACCCGUUUGGGACUUCUUCCUCUGUUCCAGUCCCCUUCUCCAGGGCCAGUAGAAGCAGACACCAGCCAGGAUGCCGAGGAACCAGGGCUUCUCUGACCCAGAGUACUCGGCCGAGUACUCAGCCGAGUACUCGGUCAGCCUGCCCUCUGACCCUGACCGCGGGGUGGGCCGGACCCAUGAGAUCUCGGUCCGGAACUCUGGAUCCUGCCUGUGCUUGCCUCGCUUCAUGCGACUGACCUUUGUGCCAGAGUCCUUGGAGAACCUCUACCAGACCUACUUCAAAAGGCAGCGCCAUGAGACCCUGCUGGUGCUGGUGGUCUUCGCAGCCCUCUUCGACUGCUAUGUGGUGGUCAUGUGCGCUGUGGUCUUCUCCAGUGACAAGCUGGCGCCACUCGUCGUGGCUGGGAUUGGGCUGGUGUUGGACAUCAUCCUCUUCGUGCUGUGCAAGAAGGGACUGCUCCCGGACCGGGUCAGCCGGAAGGUGGUACCUUACCUGCUGUGGUUGCUAAUCACAGCACAGAUCUUUUCCUACCUGGGCCUGAACUUUGCCAGUGCGCAUGCGGCUAGUGACACGGUCGGCUGGCAGGCCUUCUUUGUCUUCUCCUUCUUCAUCACGCAGCCCCUCAGCCUCAGCCCUAUCGUGAUCAUCUCAGUGGUCUCCUGUGUGGUGCACACGCUGGUCUUGGGGGUCACUGUGGCUCAGCAGCAGCAGAAUGAGCUGCAGGGACUGCGGCUGCUGAGAGAGAUCCUGGCUAAUGUCUUCCUCUACCUGUGUGCCAUCAUCGUGGGCGUCAUGUCCUACUACAUGGCAGACCGCAAGCACCGCAAGGCCUUUCUGGAGGCCCGCCAGUCACUAGAGGUGAAGAUGAACCUGGAGGAGCAGAGCCAGCAACAGGAGAACCUCAUGCUUUCCAUCCUGCCAAAGCACGUGGCCGAUGAGAUGUUGAAGGACAUGAAGAAAGAUGAGAGCCAGAAGGACCAGCAGCAGUUCAACACCAUGUACAUGUACCGCCAUGAGAACGUGAGCAUCCUCUUCGCCGACAUAGUGGGCUUCACCCAGCUGUCCUCUGCCUGCAGUGCCCAGGAGCUUGUAAAGCUGCUCAACGAGCUCUUUGCCCGUUUUGACAAGCUGGCAGCCAAAUACCACCAGCUACGGAUCAAGAUCCUGGGCGACUGUUACUAUUGCAUCUGCGGCCUGCCUGACUACAGGGAGGACCACGCCGUGUGCUCCAUCCUUAUGGGGCUGGCCAUGGUGGAGGCCAUCUCGUACGUGCGGGAGAAGACCAAGACUGGGGUGGACAUGCGUGUGGGGGUGCACACGGGCACUGUGCUGGGUGGUGUCCUGGGACAGAAGCGCUGGCAGUAUGAUGUGUGGUCCACCGAUGUCACUGUGGCCAACAAGAUGGAAGCUGGUGGCAUCCCUGGGCGUGUGCACAUCUCCCAGAGCACCAUGGAUUGCCUGAAAGGGGAGUUUGACGUGGAGCCUGGCGAUGGCGGCAGCCGCUGCGAUUACCUAGAUGAGAAGGGCAUUGAAACCUACCUCAUCAUUGCCUCCAAGCCAGAGGUGAAGAAAACGGCCACCCAGAAUGGCCUCAAUGGUUCGGCCCUGCCAAAUGGAGCACCAACUUCCUCAAAGCCCAGCUCCCCUGCCCUUAUCGAGACCAAGGAGCCCAAUGGGAGUGCCCCAGCCAGAGGCUCCACUACGGACGAGCCCGAGGAGCAGGAGGUCCAGGCCGACAACCCUUCGUUCCCCAACCCCCGCCGCAGGCUGCGCCUCCAGGACCUGGCGGACCGCGUGGUGGACGCCUCUGAGGACGAGCAUGAGCUCAACCAGCUGCUCAAUGAGGCCCUGCUGGAGCGAGAGUCCGCCCAGGUGGUGAAGAAGAGGAACACCUUUGUCCUGACAAUGCGGUUCAUGGAUCCGGAGAUGGAAAUCCGCUACUCGGUGGAGAAGGAGAAGCAGAGCGGGGCCGCCUUCAGCUGCUCCUGCGUGGUCCUGCUCUGCACGGCCCUGGUCGAGAUCCUCAUCGAUCCCUGGCUGAUGACAAAUUAUGUGACAUUUGUGGUUGGGGAGAUUCUGCUCCUGAUCCUGACCAUCUGCUCGCUGGCUGCCAUCUUUCCCCGGGCCUUUCCUAAGAAGCUUGUGGCCUUUUCAUCUUGGAUCGACCGGACCCGCUGGGCCAGGAACACAUGGGCCAUGUUAGCCAUCUUCAUUCUCGUCAUGGUCAAUGUCGUGGACAUGCUUAGCUGUCUCCAGUACUACGCGGGAUCCUAUAACGGGACGGCAGGGAUGGAGCUGGAGGGCGACUGCCUGGAGAACCCCAAGUAUUACAACUACAUCGCUGUGCUGUCCCUCAUUGCCACCAUCAUGCUGGUGCAGGUCAGCCACAUGGUGAAGCUCACACUUAUGCUGCUUGUCACCGGCGCGGUGGCUGCCAUCAACCUCUAUGCCUGGUGCACCGUCUUUGAUGAAUACGACCGCAAACGCUUUCAGAAACAUGACCUUCCUAUGGUGGCCUUAGAGAAGAUGCAGGUAUUUCCCACCCCUGGGCUCAAUGGCACUGGCAGGCUGACCCUGGUGCCCUCUAAGUACUCCAUGACAGUGAUGAUGUUCAUCGUGAUGCUGAGCUUGUACUACUUCUCCCGCCACGUAGAAAAACUGGCACGGACACUAUUCUUGUGGAAGAUUGAGGUCCAUGACCAGAAGGAACGUGUCUAUGAGAUGCGACGCUGGAAUGAGGCCUUGGUCACCAACAUGUUGCCUGAGCACGUCGCACGCCAUUUCUUGGGAUCCAAGAAGAGAGAUGAGGAGCUGUACAGCCAGACUUACGAUGAGAUUGGAGUCAUGUUUGCCUCCCUGCCCAACUUUGCUGACUUCUACACGGAAGAGAGCAUCAAUAAUGGUGGCAUUGAAUGUCUGCGAUUCCUCAAUGAGAUCAUCUCUGAUUUUGACUCUCUCCUGGACAAUCCCAAAUUCCGUGUCAUCACCAAGAUCAAAACCAUUGGUAGCACCUAUAUGGCAGCUUCAGGUGUCACUCCAGAUGUCAACACCAAUGGCUUUACCAGCUCCAGCAAGGAGGAAAAGUCAGACAAGGAGCGCUGGCAGCACCUGGCCGACUUGGCAGACUUCGCGCUAGCCAUGAAGGAUACGCUUACAAACAUCAACAACCAGUCCUUCAACAACUUCAUGCUGCGCAUUGGCAUGAACAAAGGCGGGGUUCUGGCUGGGGUUAUUGGAGCCCGGAAACCACACUAUGACAUCUGGGGCAAUACAGUCAACGUUGCCAGCAGGAUGGAGUCCACAGGGGUCAUGGGCAACAUUCAGGUGGUGGAGGAGACGCAGAUCAUCCUCCGAGAGUAUGGCUUCCGCUUUGUGAGACGAGGUCCCAUCUUUGUGAAAGGGAAGGGGGAGCUAUUGACCUUUUUCUUGAAGGGGCGGGACAAGCCAGCUGCCUUCCCCAAUGGCUCCUCUGUCACACUACCCCACCAGGUGGUAGAUAACUCCUGAAUGGCCUUUGGCCACACAAUGGUUCACAUGAGAAGAGAGAAGUUAUUUUUGGAGGUGAAGAAAGGCUUUGGGAAAGGGUAAAUGACAAAGUCUCGACGGUUCCAAAUUGUUGAAGUGCAUAUUCCCAUAGACUUUAGGUUUAAAAAUCUCCUCAAGCCUGCCUUGUUCAUGAUAUGUGAGCUCCAAGGGUGGCCACACACUACUUAGUGUGCCUGUAGCUUCCUCAGAGUAGGGGUCUUAGGCGUAGUACUGGAACAGUCCUUCCAGAGCCCUAGCUCCAACUCGCCCUUCUUCCCCCAGAGAGGCCGUGGCCACUGUGAGCAGGAGUGCAGCAGAGGUAGAAUGAAGAUGCCUUUGCUGCUGGGCUGGGAGCAUGAGUGGGGGAGCACUGCUGAAGGGAGGGCUCAGCAGGGCAGGCACGGCUGGAGAACACUCCGCUCCUGGCUGGAGCUUGGCAUUGUGAAGAGCGCUCCUCUGGAGACGUGGCUGUCGCCACAGGGUCCCAGUUAGAUUAAACGGUCCUCAUCCUGCUGUUCCUGAUAAUCUUGAAAGGUUCUUCUGGAACCCCUGUCACCUUAGUCACGAGAACAGAAAGUGCAAUAUUUCCUUUCACCUGGAGGAGGGAGGGGGUUAUUUCUGAAAGAAAAAUAUAUAACAGAUCUUCUACAUUUAUAUUUUUAACCUGUUAAAAACACUUUCCAAUAUUGCCUUGCCUUUUGAGCUCUUGCUACAGUCGCCUUUGCUACUGCUUUAAAAGAGAAUUUACAGGUAUUGACAAAGAACAAGACUGUUUUAUUAAAAGCUUUACUCAACU
This is a messenger RNA of Castor canadensis (American beaver), 4968 nucleotides long. It is a transcript of the gene Adcy3, whose product is annotated as adenylate cyclase 3. The record is from RefSeq and is a predicted model, not a curated record. Lineage: Eukaryota; Metazoa; Chordata; Mammalia; Rodentia; Castoridae. Gene Ontology annotation, molecular function: adenylate cyclase activity. Gene Ontology annotation, biological process: cAMP biosynthetic process; intracellular signal transduction; adenylate cyclase-activating G protein-coupled receptor signaling pathway. Gene Ontology annotation, cellular component: plasma membrane.